AUAAUUAGACUCUCUCUCUCUCUCUCUUCAUUUUCACUCUGCAACAAUGGUGAGAGGCUCCUCUCAGUCACAAUCCUCAUCAUCUCCCAACUCACGACCUGGCCUCGUUGCUCGGCUCGGCUCCGCUACAGCCACAGCUGGAAUACUCCACCGCCGACCUAGAGGAACUACUACCAAAGGUACUGGACCAACCUCGACCCAGCUCCUCCCUUCUCUCGGUCUCGAUCUCCCUCUCGAACCAAAUCAGGGACAGCAGUCCGUCCCAAAGCAGAUCGGCAUCUCCCUCUCGAACCUAAUCGGGGACUGUUAGUUAUUUUCCCCUUUAAUUUAUUUUCAGCUUGAAAACUCAAAAAUCAAAAAGCAAUUGGAACGUUGAAACUGUUGGACUGCCGAGGGUCGAUUGCAGCAGGUUAGGACUACAUCAGCGUUUCGAUAUCAGAUGGUUAUGCAAAUCGAAUAACCAUCUUGAAUAUAUGGCUUUCUCAGAUGGCUGCCGCAACAUCAAACAAAGUUAAUAACAACAAAGAAUUUAGAUACUCUGAUAUAGAGGAAGAAACCCUACAAUUUAUAUUGGAUAGUUGCGAAUCUAGCAUAUCAAAGUACAACAAAUUCCUACAGGAAAGUGGAUCAUUGGAUGUAGAUGUGUUAUCACCUAAGCAACUCAACCGAAGGUUGUUUCUAAAACAACUAGUUGUAGAUCUAUGUACAAAUGAGCAAAGGAUACUGUUUCGGCCCAAUAUGUAAGCCAGUAGAUCUCAAUGAUUUGAGAAGAAUUCAGAAUAUUGUGAAUGAUCAAAUUGCGGCAAAAUUAGAUGUCUUUUCAAAGGAGGUCUACCCAAAUCAAGUUAGAGUGGUAGCAAUUGGGAAGAAAAUUGACAACUUUCUGGCUGACCCAGAAAAUGAUGAAUGGACCUCAAUUUUUGCAGAACUUUGCGGAGAAGCCAAGGCUUUUGCAAUUUUAUCUAAAGAGGGCAUUGCUAAAGGGAUUAGAAGAAUAAUUUCUGUUACAACUGAUAAGGCUUCUGAAGCAAGAGAAUUGGCCAACUUUCUUGAGAAGGAAGUAGAUGAUGCAUCCAAGGGAAGGCAGCUUGCUAGAAAAGGAACCUGCAUUGGCAAGUUCUGUGAAAGGAUAUGGAUAUAGUUGCCGAAGUUCUUGGUCCACCACACGUUCACUUUAUGUGAAAGGAUUUGGGUCGUUGCCUAAGCUCAAGGUCGUUGCCUAGACCUCUCGCGCCACUGCAGUUUGAUUAUGUUGGAUCUAAUUGGGCAGAGGUGGGAGAUAAUAAAUUAAUAAUGGUCAUGGCAAUGAUGAUAUUGAUGAUGACGAAAUCGAUUUGUAGUAGUAUACUAGUAUUUAUUUUAUUUUAGUUGAGAAAAUUAUAUUUAUGUUGAUAUUUUAAACGUAUAUUUAUUUACUAACUUUUUGACAAUUAUAAUAAUAUAAUUAUAAUAAUAUUAUGUA
Molecule: messenger RNA, 1462 nt
Organism: Cannabis sativa
Lineage: Eukaryota; Viridiplantae; Streptophyta; Magnoliopsida; Rosales; Cannabaceae
Product: alanine--tRNA ligase-like
Exons: 8
Coding region: 710-1141 (143 amino acids)
Biological process (GO): alanyl-tRNA aminoacylation; tRNA modification
Cellular component (GO): chloroplast; mitochondrion
Molecular function (GO): aminoacyl-tRNA deacylase activity; ATP binding; alanine-tRNA ligase activity
Source: RefSeq, a predicted model, not a curated record